AAUGUAAGGGGGAGCGCUUGCCCGUGACGUAACCGAUGCUGUUGUGUGAAUGAGCGGAGGAGAAACCUUCUAGCCAUUCCGUUAUGUGCACAAUUACAUGUUUUAAGAGUUGAAAGCAGGACUCACAGCAAUGGAUAUGUGGAUAUGUCAGUUAUCUGCCUGCAUUUUAAAUAGUAGCUACAUGUUUGGAAAUGGUGCAAUCAAACAAGUAAGAAGCCAGUGACACUAAUGCCAGGUUCAGACCUUCAUUGGGAGCACUCGAGAUGAGUUGCGUUGUAGAGCAGGCAGCAGACAUCCUGUCAGUGACAGACCUGGUCCGGGAGAGAUGGAGAGUGGUGAAGAAGAUUGGCGGAGGAGGCUUUGGGGAGAUCUACGAGGUACUGGAUCAACUGAGCCAGGUCAACGUGGCCCUGAAGGUGGAGUCUGCACAGCAGCCCAAACAGGUGCUGAAGAUGGAAGUGGCUGUGCUAAAGAAGCUCCAGGGGAAAGAUCACGUGUGUCGCUUUGUGGGCUGUGGUCGUAAUGACCGCUUCAACUAUGUGGUGAUGGAGCUUCAGGGGAGGAAUCUGGCAGACCUGCGCAGAACUAUGUCUCGUGGAACCUUCACCAUCUCCACCACUCUGAGGCUGGGCAGGCAGAUGCUGGAGGCCAUCGAGAGCAUCCACUCUGUGGGCUUCCUGCACCGGGACAUCAAACCGUCAAACUUUGCCAUGGGGCGCCUGGCCAGCACGUGCCGAUGCUGCUACAUGCUUGACUUUGGUCUGGCCCGGCAAUUCACCAACUCUUGUCAGGAAGUGCGCCCUCCCCGUCCCGUGGCAGGGUUCAGAGGAACUGUGCGCUAUGCCUCAGUCAAUGCACACAAGAAUAAGGAGAUGGGUCGCCAUGACGACCUCUGGUCUCUCUUCUACAUGCUGGUGGAGUUCAUGGUGGGCCAGCUACCAUGGAGGAAGGUCAAAGACAAAGAACAGGUGGGGAACCUGAAGGAGGCCUAUGACCAUCACCUAAUGCUCAAACAUCUCCCUUCAGAGUUCAGCGUCUUCCUGGAUCAUAUCCUGACCUUGGACUACUACACUAAGCCUGACUAUCAGCUACUAAUAUCAGUGUUUGAGAAUGCCAUGAAGAGUCAAAGUGUGUUGGAGAACGACCCGUAUGACUGGGAGAGGUGCGACUCGGAGGAUAUGCUAACCAUCACCGCUUCGGCCACCACCGCUCAGCAAUUCACCCGCCUCACACCAGCGUACAUGGGCAUGGCCAACGCCUCGGUGCUCCCCGGCGAGCUGCAGAGGGAGAACACUGAGGACGUACUGCAGGGCGAGCGCCUCAGCGACGCCGACAACUGUCCCCCCAUCCCGGUCCAGCACCAACGUGCUGCCCAGGGUGCCGACGUGUGGGAGGAGAUGGACCGCAAUCGCAACCGAAAACACACCGCAGCCCAGAAACAACAAAAAGCACUCAUCAGGAAGGUGGUGAGUGAGGACGAGCACAGCCAGAACCAGGGGGGUAACCAGAGCCCCAACACAGGUUCCGUCCAGAGCUCUCCCAGACGGGUGCGCUCAGAGACCAUGUUCCUAGACCGGGCAGCCCCCCUGCUCCGGAGAAUGAGACACAGCCAGAGCCUGGCCUUUGAGAAGAGACUGGCCCCCGAACCCAAGCCCACCAUUGAACGCUUCCUCGAGGCCUAUCUGGGGAAGCAGCGUCCUCAGGAGCGAGAGAAGACCAUCCCAGAGAAUGGCGGUGGGCAAGGGGAGCAGGUUGGCACCCCCUGUGAUGAUGACCAGGCGACAGGGAACCCCGACCAGGAGGAGGGGGCUGGGGCCAGCAGUGGAGGGUUUGUGGCCCUCAACCUUAGCACUGUACCCCAGGAGGGAGACUCCCAGGAGUGGGUGAUGCUGGAGCUGGAACAGGGGGGAGGCAGCGGGGCCUCGGGGGCAGCCAAGCCUCCAGGAGACGACGCUCUGGAUGGGGAUAAACCAGGGACCCAAGCAGAGGCCCAGGACCAACAGCCUCCCUCAGGCCCAAUCAGUCCCGUCCAGUCCCACAUGGCCCUGCCCUGUACCUGGUUACUGGGCGGCAAGAGGCUGCCUGGGAUGCUAGGCCACUUGGGCCGAGCUCAGAUGGAGCAGUCUCCCAACCCCGUACCGCAGUCCCCCGUGACAGAGAAGAGUGAAGCCAUACCGCUAGAGGCCCCGUUCACCAGACCCACCGACCCCCAAGAGGGCAAGGUUGGUGAGACGGUCCAGUCAGCCCCCAGCCCUGUGCCAAGCCUCAUCCCAGCCCACCUCGCCAACGAUAAAGACCCAGAGAGCGACUCUGGCCUCCCCGACCGUUCCUCUGAACCCAACCAGCGCCCCCAGGUUGAGAAAGCUAGAGGCACCGCAGAGAAUGCCGUCACUGUCUCCUCCUCACCCCCUCCGGUCCUCCUGCAAAGGGACUCCCCCUCCUUGUCCAGACUGAGCCGCAUCCCUGUACGAGACCCAACUACUGCCCCGGAUUCCCCCACCCCCCUCACCACGGAUCGCCGUCACCGCUGGAGCAGCCCUGUGCCCGGCUCGCCCUCCCACUCGCCCUCGCCAUCCCUCUCCUGCGACAACCUGCUACCCUGUGGUGUCCGAGAGCGUCUCCUGUCCUGCUCGGACCGCGGCUCACGCUCCGACUGGCUUGGGGAGGACCGUGACCCCCUCUCCCUCUCGCUCUCCUCCUCAGGCAGCAGGAGUAAGAUCCCGCGUCCCGUUAACUCCCCUCUUCUGGGGCCCGAGCAGCAUCAGCAGCUCUCUUCCUCUGGCAGGUUCCUGCCUCGCCCGCCUCCCGGGAAACCGCCCACCCGCCCGGCUGUAGACAACAGUAGGCACCGGCGGUUCCGGGUGCGCGCCAGCAGCACCAGCGAUGCUGACUUCCUGGCCAGCCUGACCCAGCUGAUGAAGGACCGCAGCGGUGCACUCUUCAGUCCACCGCCGCGCCCCCGUAGCUCCUCCUCCUUGCUGCAGCGCUCACUCAGCUCCUCCCCCUCCCGUCACGAGCUCCGCGAGGGGGGUGGGGUCUUCGUGGAGCGCAGCUGCUCUCCGUCCAGCUUCUCGGGGUCCCCUCCCCCUCCACGGUACCCCCAGGACAGGCUCAGCGGGCAGCAGGGAAUACCGUGGGGUGCAGGGCCCGGUGCCCGAGGAAGGGUCUCCAGCCACGAGGGCAAAGGCAGUGGCAAAGUGAGCCGAUAAGUGGACAGAAUUGGCAACAAGUUGUUGUGCAGAAGGAGGAUGAAUGUUGUCCUGGAGGCAGAGCUCAGCGAUUUCCACUAGAUAGGCCGGCUGCAAAGUCAAAAUUUACUAUAUAUCGUAACAAUUAGGUCUUCAUGGGGUUAGGUUUAAAAUUAUAUUUUUGUACUUUGUGGCUGUGUCAGCUAGUGACCAACCUGCAGAGCUGCCUCCAGUACAUGAGUAAUCCCAAUAAAUGCCAACCUGCUGUUCAGAAGGGCACACUGUAGUAAAACGUUUUGCUCCGGUUAACAGACGCGUUCAGGAUGUACCUCUCCGUUUCACUGAGAUUUAAAACGUUUCCUCCCCACUGCACGCGACCCAGGCGGCAAUGGUGACUAAGACUUUAAUAAUGUAUGUACAGAGAAUAUACUGUAUCUGGUCUUUGAUAGCAUGUGUAAAUAUCUAUUAUCUACUACUGUACUCCAGGGAAUGUACUGUAUGUAAUGUAAAAUGUAUGAUAGAAUGUGUCUAUUUAUUUGUUGGAUGCGUCUCGAACUGAAAGUACUUGACAAAUGUAGCUGGGUUCUGCAGUCGAAACGAAGAAAAGGUUUCCUAAAAAACCUUGAAUGCCAACUAUUCUCUCCCCGACCCUAGUCCUGUGCUCUUAACACUAUGUAUGUGUGUAUGCAAUGAGACCAAAAAGAUCUGUAUUGUAUCAUAUUUGAGGAAUGGAAAGGAGGUCUCCUAGUGUGUAUAUAUGGACCAUUUUACCCUAGUAUAGAGAGCACUUUAAUGCUGUUCAAUCAAACUAUGUUUUCCUCUUAUUGCACCAACACAUCAGCCUUCAUUUGUGAGGACCAGGGUAUGUAAACUUCAUUCCUCCUUCCCUUUAGAAACCACUACAGUAGAUGAAACAAAUUGUAAUUCAAGCUAUUUAAAGUGUCACUCACUCUGGCAUAUUUACAAUGUAUUUGUAUGCUUUUGUUGUGAGAAAAUCUCUUCGGUCAUGCAGAGGUGUCACAAUGUUGGAAUGUAACGAAAAAUUACAACUCAUACUGAAUUAAUGUAAAAAGUGCAUGGAUAUCAUUGCAAAUAUAUUAUUUUUUUUAAUCAUUUGUACAGUGUCCGCUUAAAAAAAAAUCUGUAUUUUUUAAUAAACUGGUCCCGAUCAAAUAUAUUUAUGAUGCAGACCAGCAAAAUAAGAGUAUUUUUAUUUCCCCAUUGCAGAAUAAUUUAUAAUAAUUUCAGGAUUGCAGAAAAUCAAAUCGGGUGUACAUAUGGCAUUUAGUGAAACAAAAAUAUAAAGGUAACAUGCCACAAUUUCAAAGCUUUUACUGAGUUACAGUUCAUAUAAGGAAAUCAGUCAAUUGAAAUAAAUCCGUUAGGCCCUAAUCUAUGGAUUUCACAUGAUUGGGAAUACAGAUAUAUAUUGGUUGGUCACAGACAGGAGCGUGGAUCAGAAAAUCAUAGUAUCUGGUGUGAGCACCAUUUGUCUCAUGCCGUGUGACAUCUCAUUCUCACAGAGUUGAUCAGGUGUUGAUUGUGGCCUGUGGAAUGUUGUCUCACUCUUCAGUGGCUGUGCGAAGUUGAUGGAUAUUGGUGGGAAAUGGAACACGCUCAAUGUGUGACUUGUCUGGUGAGUAUGUAGGCCAUUGGAAGAACUGUGACAUUUUCAGCUUCCAGGAAUUGUGUGCAGCACCUUGAGACAUUGAGCCGUGCAUUAUAAUGCCAAAACAUGAGGUGAUGGUGGUGGAUGAAUGGCACGACAAUGGGCCUCAUGACCUCAUCAAAGUUUCUCUGCAUUCAAACUGCUAUCAAUAAAAUGCAAUUGUGUUCAAUU
This is a messenger RNA of Oncorhynchus kisutch (coho salmon), 5028 nucleotides long. It is a transcript of the gene ttbk2b, whose product is annotated as tau tubulin kinase 2b. Gene Ontology annotation, biological process: protein phosphorylation. Bases 264 to 3209 code for a protein of 981 amino acids. Gene Ontology annotation, molecular function: ATP binding; protein kinase activity. NCBI's taxonomy places the organism in Eukaryota, Metazoa, Chordata, Actinopteri, Salmoniformes, Salmonidae. The transcript has 15 exons. The record is from RefSeq and is a predicted model, not a curated record.